This is a messenger RNA of Brassica rapa (field mustard), 1622 nucleotides long. Its product is annotated as protein C2-DOMAIN ABA-RELATED 8. The record is from RefSeq and is a predicted model, not a curated record. Lineage: Eukaryota; Viridiplantae; Streptophyta; Magnoliopsida; Brassicales; Brassicaceae.
UUUGUUUAUUUAAUUUUAAACCAAGGGUAUUAAGGAUAUUUUACCCUUUAAUGAAUGUCAUUUUUGUGACUUUCUCCUUCUAGUGUUAUUUUUGAGACAUAAACUUCAAAAAGUGCUAUUAUUGACAAUUACCCUAAAAUAAAAGCAAAAUGAUAUAUUAAUUCGGUGACUGGUCUAGUAUCACAAUUUACACUAGUCUUGAAUAAGUUUCCGUAUACCCUAAGGUAAUCUAUUCUUAUAUAUUAAUUUAGCCUCACAUAUUAGGGAGGGUGUGUAUCAACUAGAAUGAUUGGGAUCUUUGUAACUUCACAACCAUUGGCAACACGUUGUUGUAGACUCGUAGUCAUAUAUAUAUAGAGCUGGAGGGAUAUUUUUCAUGAUCUAAACCCUCACUUUUUUUUCUGUUAUGUUCUGACUUAAUUGGGUUUCUUAUUCUCAGGCAGAACACUGUUUUGAUGAAGAAUUCUUGUGGGGCUCUGAAGCUACUACAUUGAUUCAAUAUUUUUGGUGCUUUAUCUCUUGUACUCUUUUAUGAUCCACGAAGAUAGCAUGAAUAUUACCAAUCAACUAAACUAGCACAUGUCUUACCUAAGAAAGUGUCGGGCCUGGGACCAUGAAGAUGCAAAAGAGAAGUUGAUAUCUUUUAGAUUUAUAUAAAUGAGAUUACUUUCUAUCUUUAUACAAAAUACCUUUACUGAAAUGUUACAUCAAAAGGAAAGCCUAUUCAACUACUACUAACAAGAUCCGUAUAGGACAAAAAGAUGCUCCAGAAGAUGCUUGCUAAGACAUAGGUUAAAGAAAAAGUCACAGACUUUAGAGGCCACAAACAUAACUUGCUCCUAACCGUUCUUCCGCAACUCGUGCUCUUUUAAGAAACAUAUCAGAGGAAGAGAAAGCUCUGUCAGAGGAGACAUGGAGGAUCUUGUGGGACUUCUUAGGAUCCGAGUGAAAAGAGGGAUGAAUCUUGUUAGUCGAGAUUCUCAGAGCAGCGACCCUUUCGUCGUCGUAACCAUGGGUUCUCAGACAUUAAAGACUCAUCGUGUGGAAAAUAACUGUAACCCUGAGUGGAACGAUGAACUGACGCUUGCAUUCAAUGAUCAUAAUCAACCUGUGAUUCUCGAAGUUUAUGAUAAAGAUACAUUCACUUCCCAUGACAAGAUGGGAGAUGCGGAAAUAGACAUCAGGCCGUUUCUUGAGAUUCAAGCAAUGGGUCUUCAAGAACUCCCUGAUGGAACCGAGGUCAAGAGAGUGAAGCCGAGUACAGACAAUUGCCUGGCUCAAGAGAGCAGGAUCACGUUCAGUAAUGGAAAGAUCGUCCAGGACAUGAUUCUGAAGCUCAGAAAUGUCCAAAGCGGUGAGGUUGAGAUUCAAAUCCAGUGGAUCAGGGUUCCAUAGGGUCAAGCGAUCGUUGAAAGAAGACAUGAAAUAAGCAUAACUGUUAACUCAUUUGUAUUGAGUUUAAUAAAUGUGGUGACAGUGUCGAUAUGCUCGUAGCUAACUCAAAUGGUUAGAAAUUGCAUAUGCAAACAGAAACAGUACAAAUCUAUUUAUUCCUUGGACAAGAGGUGUUCAUUUGAUCUCUUAGUAAUGAUUCAAAGAACUGAGACAGAGUUUUAGUGUAA